Molecule: messenger RNA, 5604 nt
Organism: Crotalus tigris (Tiger rattlesnake)
Lineage: Eukaryota; Metazoa; Chordata; Lepidosauria; Squamata; Viperidae
Gene: TRIM25
Product: tripartite motif containing 25
Exons: 10
Coding region: 469-2412 (647 amino acids)
Molecular function (GO): protein binding; zinc ion binding
Source: RefSeq, a predicted model, not a curated record
AGGUCGUUUGCGCUUUCUAUGCACUUCUGGGGGAACGAGCGCUCCCGACUUCAAGCCAACUCCAUCGGAAGCAAGCCAACUCGCUCUAUAUAUGAACUGCAAAGUUUAAAAAACGGACGGGGCUGUUUCCCGGGGCAGCAAAGCCAGCGGUACUGAGCAGCAAGCCUGUCGCUUCUAAGCAUGCAAGGGGGAAAGAACGGGGAUCGGGAAGCAGAAACAGCAAGCAAACCCUCCCUGCCCUUGCUGGUGUGAUUAGAUCACAUUCGGGCAAUUUGGGAGAACCUCCCUUCCUUUCCACGAAGGCUUAUCCGCAGACUCCCUUCGUUGUGCACAAGCGUCUCCGCCCACCCACCCACGUGAUUUCUAGGAAAUCCAUUCAACGCCUGUUCCCAAAGUUUCGGUUUCUUUUCCUUAGCGGAAAAUCUAUCUAUAUAUAUAAAGCGCCGACUUCCCUCUGGCAACGCAGCCAUGGCUAGCUUGGUCGAUGCGUUGUCUAUGUUCGGGCUGGAAGACGAACUGACUUGCGCCAUCUGCCUAUGUAUUUUUCAGACGCCGGUCACUACGCCCUGCGGCCAUAAUUUUUGCCUGCCUUGCCUGGAGAUGACCUGGAUGGACAUCGAGGAAAACUUCAGCUGUCCCCAGUGCAGGGCUUCUUUCGAAAUUCGUCCUGACUUGAAGAAAAACACGGUGCUUUGCAAGGUGGUGGAGCAAUUUCAGGUCAGCCAAGAUGGCCCCUCCAAAGGGACAUGCGAGGAGAAGCAGAAGAAGGCGGACAGCAGCGUGCCCAAGCCGAGGGCUCCCUCUCCAGUGGCCUGCGACAGUUGCUUGGUGGUCGUGGCGGCCAAGACCUGCCUCACCUGCAUGGCUUCCUUUUGCCAGGAACACCUGAGGCCCCACCUGGAGAGCCCAGCGUUUAAGACCCACCAGUUGUCUCCACCUGUGAAGGAACUUCAGCAGAAGAAGUGUCAGACGCAUAACAAGCUCCUGGAGGUCUUCUGCCAGGACCACAGAGUUUCCAUCUGCUGUUUUUGCCUGGUUUCUCACAAGACCUGCUCAACUAGCCUGUUACAAGAGGCCAAGGAAACAAAGAAGUUACAGCUGAAGAAGAGAUUAGCAGAACUCUGUGCCCUCAGUGACAAGACUGCUAAGUCCUUGGAACAAGUACGAGCGCAGCAAAAGCAACUCAGCAAUACCACUAGUCGGAAGCUGGAUUUGCUGAAAUCAGAAUUCCUAGAAAUAGUAGCCUUAAUUCAUGAAGAAGAAAAGGAUUCUUGGAAGACAAUCAAAGCAGAAGAAAAAAGAGUCCUCGAUAAAUUUGAAUACGUCCAUACAGUCCUGGGUAAGAAGAAGAAUGAAAUCCAGAGGGAGAGAGAUGAAAUUGAAAUGACCUUGACAGAGAUGGAUGACAUCACAUUUUUAAAGAGAGCAACAAAACUACGGGAGGUAUCCUUCACUGAUGUGUUUGUUCCCAGAAUAGAGUUGGAUCAAAACCUGCUAGGCACUGUUUAUCAGAAAGCCUUUAACCUCAAAGAACUUACAAAACGAUCUUUGGGUGUACCUCUGGAACAGAAAAAAAAAGAAGGGCCCAAAUCAGAAGCUCUUACACCACAACCAAAAGAAUAUAGAUCUAGUAAUGUCGGCAUUUUUGCACUCCCAUUGAAGAUGCCCAUGGUAGAAGAGGCAUGCCCAGCAGCUGUAGGAAAAACUAGGGACGGUGCAUAUGCCGCUGGUAUAACUGACGAGCAGAGAAAUCGCCUUGGCAAACGCGCACAAAGUCCCAGAAGGAGAGGUCAAAGCUCCAACAGAGCUGAGACAAAGAGUGAAACAACAACUCUUGAUACUUUUUUAACAAAAUCAAGAGAGGAGCUUCUGGAAUUUGCUACACAGUUUACUCUGGAUCUCCACACUGCUCAUAAGAAUAUCAUCUUAUUGGAGAAAAACACCAAGAUGUCUGUCACGGAAACAGUGCAGGAUUACGAACUGCACCCUCGGCGCUUUUUAAACUACUUCCAAGUGCUUUCCUUCCAGUGUUUCAAGAAGGGAAUCCAUUACUGGGAAGUUGAUUUGGAGAACAACAACUUCUGUGCUGUCGGCAUCUGCUAUGGGAGCAUCCCCAGACGGGGGCCGAAAAGCCGCCUAGGACGCAAUAAUAGCUCCUGGUGCAUCGAAAAGGUCAACAAUAAGAUCUCAGCUUGGCACAAUGAAAAAGACACAUCUCUGCCGAGCAACAAAGCAACGAAGAUUGGCGUCCUUCUAAAUUAUGAUGGGGGUUUUGUCAUUUUCUUUGGUGUCAUUGAGAAAAAAGUCAUCGUGCUCUAUAAAUUCAAAGUAGAAUUCACAGAAGCUGUCUAUUCUGCAUUCUGGGUGUUUUCUAAUGGAACCACCAUUUCACUCUGCCAGCUGAAGUCGUAAUAGGCUGUGCACAGAAUGGCCUUCUCCCAAAGACCUGCUAUGAUGUUGCCUUUCUACAGGCUUUCCUGUGGAAUGAAGUCUUGAAUGAAUGUUUUGAUUUUAAGCUCUGUGUUUGCUUUUGGGGAAAUUCUGGGGUUAUUCGAUCAAUAUUUUAGUCCACUAACAGAGGUCCUUGGCAAACCCAUUGGGGAAACUUGCCUAGAGGGUUCUUAGUGGAUUGCACCCAUCAGGUUUAUUGUUUGCCUCAUAACUCUGCGGUCUAAUGGGAAGGUACUUCCUUCAUUUUGUCUCAUGCUCUACUAUAAAAUAAGAAAUGCAGAAAAUAAAACCCCUGGAUUUUCAGUGACCUAGUUGUUAACUUCUGCACAGGCUUCACUGUUCACAGCUUUCAUCCGCUUCUUUUUGUGGUGGGCACUCCUUGUUUCUCACGGGGUGAAUAUUUCAGGGGUGUUCUCUUAACUUGCCUAGAAUUUGCUGCCACAUUUGGCUGUAUGAACGGCAAGCUCUUAAGGGUCUUAUUUUUCAGAUGUCUGAAAACAAGGCUGUGCUGGGAGACAAUCUUUUUCAUCCCUUUAUCAAGCGCCAUGGAAAGAAGGGAAAGUGGUACUUUGGUAGUGCUGCUUGGAGGAAAAGUGAAAAUAAAAAGGCAGCAUUUUCAUUUCUGGAGCUCCUUUUGAGGUCAUGUUUCAUGGAUUUCUUUCCCUUCCUCCCUACUUUUCAGAUGCUCUGAAGAUGUAGGAAAGGCCAUUUUGUGCCAUCUGAUAAAUCCUUUGCUCAGCUUAGGUCCUCAGAAUUAUAUGUACUUAAGCUAGAGCUGUUUCUCAGUGGGUGUGCAAUAGCUUUAGACUGUGUUCUGCAUGCAAGUUAGGCCGUGAAUAUCCUUGGCCAUGGUUACCAAAAAGAAGUGGUUUAAAAGAAUCAGCUGCUUAACCAACCAACUCACAUUGAACAUUGUUCUUUGAUUAUGCUUGACUAAGAGAAUGAGGUUCCUGUUCCUGUUCUUUGAAGGGCUACGUACCUUCACAAUGAUGUUCUAGAUUCUAGAUAUAUUUAGAAGAUUAGGUAUAACGUCUGCACCUAGUCUUACAGGCUUUGUUCUGCUUGUCAGUUUGAGGUAAUUAGAUUACUCUAAUUUCCUGCAUGCUGUUCUCUGAGCAUAGCCUUUGAUCGCAUUUGGCUGUGGAACCAAGUGUUGAAGAUCAUUUAAAAGACUUCCAUUAAGUGUGAAAACCCAUUCAGGGUGCCAUUAAUUUCUGUCUGCAAGCUUCCCAGCCAGCAUUUCAACUUCAGUAUAUCUUCUGCUUUCUUUUUAAAAAAUGAACAGUAGACUGGGAAGAUCCAGAGAAAUUGGAAGCGAAUGGUUUAGGAAACCCAGUUGAGACUUCUGAUAGUUUUCAUCCUGGGGCAGGAGAGGCACCUAAUGGCACAUGGUUGUGAGAAUCGCACAUCUAAGCCAUUGAAUACCUUGCUAUGCUUCCUCAUUCAUUAGAGGUAUUCUAAUUGGCAUUAGAAGAAUCCAUAACCCAAAUGUAAUGGCUUAUGGAGCUGUCAGCUUUCAGAAAUACCUCUGCUAAGAAGUGGAAGGAAGUAUCCAUAUGAUAGAAGUAAAUAAAUAAAUUACAGUUUUUGCCAAAUCUAGAUUUCUGCAAAUCUAGAACAUAAUUUGAGAUAAAAGGGCAGUCUGACUGUAGCAUUCUGGUUCAGUUGUAGGGUUAGGAACAAGUAAAGGACCCAGUCUCAGGAUACCACAGGCGAACUUGCUUACUAAGUGUAUCUUUUAUGCGACAAUAUUAUUUGACUUUGAGAAAUGUUUAAGAGUCAAAUAACAGGCAUUAGGUACGAGAUGCUCUGGAAGUUACUGAAGUGGAAUGGACCACUAGAAGAAAUAAAAUGAGCAUUAUCCAUUCCUUAAGGGGAAAAGGCUAAUUAGUUUACUGCAAGGUAUGAAGUAAAAAUAGGAACAGAAAAGUUCCACAAAGGAAAGACAACCAUCCAUCUAUAUUGAGAUCAUGGCUGCAUGAAGAUGAGAAAAAUUGGCAUGAGACCCUGUGGUUUCUUCUGCAAUGUAACACGUAUUUUGAAGUGGAGGGGUACUAGGAAUGUCCCUCUAUUAUGAGGCUUGCAUAGUUGCAUGUUUCUCUUCGGCUUUUGCUUUAUUCUUGAGAGCAUAUGCUCCCAUAGGAAGCAUUCUUUCAACAAAUCAUCACUUAGAUUUAGACAUGUAUCUGUAAUUUUUUUUAAAACUCACAAAUCCUAAGGCAGUGUGUAUCCAGCCUCUUGUUAUCCAAAUACCAUGUGGCUAGCAUUCACUGUGGUGUCUUUGCUGGUAUCUAAAUGCCUUUAGGUCGUGGUUACACUAGGUGACUAAUUAAUAUUGAAGGCUUAAUGAUUAUAUUGGAACCACCUAAUGUUCUUGAAUUAUCUCUGGGACUCUUUUAAGAAUUUCUUUACAUAGUUUAUUUAGUAAUUAAAUAUUUUAAAAUGUUUAUCCAGGCACAAUAUUGUUCUUUGGCUAAAAGUUGUUUCUUAGCCUUUGUUUCUUAUAUUACAAACCAGGUUUCUUUCAGAUCAGCCCCAAAUAAUGUUUUAUCUUAUGGCAAGUCAGCUAUUGGUAUAAUGUCAGUGGGUAGGAUCGAAGCAUAUUAUUUUCCCCUGGUUUUAACAAAAGACAACCAAAUCUCAUGCUUUCGCUUUGAACUUUUGUGUUGUUGGUUCUGUAUCUCCAAUGGUCAUAUUUGUAUUAUUAACACUUGUUAUGAUCUAGCCUGUGGCUUAAUAUUUUUUUGCUCAGCUUUUCAAAGAUGCAGGAGAUGCAUCACAAGCAAUUUUGGCAUUAAUAACACUUUGGAGAAAUGGUUUCUUUGGGACCUCGGCAGAAAGGUUGUUCAGCAUGCUAUAUUAUGCUGUGUUAUGUUGACAGUAACAUAUAUAGAUUUGUGAGCCAGUUUGUGUUUUUAUUUUGAAUUGUAAGGGAAAAAAACACAUUUGUGGUUUACGUUAACAAACAGUGACCUCAAAAUCUCAGAUAGUUGAAACUGUUAACGAUUUCUGCUGAAGUCUUUACCUUGCUUAAUUAAGAAUCAGACUAUUGUCUCCGAAACUAUAAAAAGGUAAUGUGAUGAACCUCAUUGCCUGGUCUUUCAAUAAAUCAAUGCUUGUUAAAUUAAAAUUAAUAAAGUUUAUCGUGGCUAA